AUGCUCAGGAGGUGCGGGACGGUGCCACCCGGCCCUCGCCAGAGCCAGGUAAGCAGACAUAAAUGCCUGGACAGGAAAAAAAUGGCACAGCCCAGCCCCGUCUUCCCAACGCUCGGCCCCACGGAAAGGCGCAUCAGGAACAUCCCCUUGCACAGCCAGGCUCUGACUGCCGUUCCUCUCGGGUCAGCCAGACUGGUGGACCAGCUCGAAGACCGCAUCCUCAGCCAUGAGAAGACGACGGCUGCCCUGGUGGAGCACGCCUUCCGGAUCAAGGAGGACAUCGUGUCCACGCUGCACAGGAUGCAGAACAAAGGGGGAGGGGACCGCCUGGCCCGGCAGCUCCUGGAAGAGCACAUCCGCAACAUCACCGCCAUCGUCCGGCAGCUGAACCGGGACAUCGAGGUUCUGCAGGAACAGAUACGAGUCAGGGAUAACCUAAGCUACGGCACAAAUUCAACCUUGAAGAGCCUGGAGAUGCGCCAGUUGUCUGGCCUGGGCGACCUCAGGGGCCGCGUUGCAAGGUGUGAUGCUGGGCUAGCCAGGCUGUCUGCGGAACACAAGGUGACCUACGAACGACUUCAGAAUCUCAGCAAAGACCAACAAGCGUCCAAACUGAUCUUGGAGUCUAAAAUCAAAGAAACAGAAAUACAGAUUUCUCACCUUUUGAGCAGAGUAGAGCAGUCCAUCAUGCAGCAAGAAGCCAAGCUGAAGCUCACCUACAAAGAGAACAACCAACAGCUCCACCUUCUGGACACAAAAUUGCAGGACACCAUUGAUCACCUCAGUAACCAGAUCUCAUCCAAUCGGAGCUCGAUGGAGCAAGAGCAGGAGAGGAUUGAGAAAGAUUUCCAGGAGAAGAUCGAUCAGCUGUCCUUGGCCGUUAAAGAAAAAAGUGAAAGGGACGACAGAGCCCUCCAGCUGCAGUUCAGUGAGAUCCACGGGAAACUGGAUAAAAUGGAAGAUGUGCAAAAAAUGGCAGCAGAAGAACCGGCAGCGAAGCAGGUGGAGGAACGGCUCAACAUGCAGCUGAGCAAACUCCAGGCGGACGUCAGUGAAGAUAUCAAAGAAGUGAAGGCUGAAGUGAAUGCAGGAUUUGCCGCCAUCUACGAGAGCAUUGGAUCCUUGCGGCAGGUUCUUGAAACGAAAAUGAAGCUGGAUAAGGAAGAACUACAGAAGCAGAUUCAGCAGAUCAAGUAAGAGACC
Euleptes europaea (tarantolino) is the source of this 1203-nucleotide messenger RNA. RefSeq names its product family with sequence similarity 81 member A (gene FAM81A). NCBI's taxonomy places the organism in Eukaryota, Metazoa, Chordata, Lepidosauria, Squamata, Sphaerodactylidae. The record is from RefSeq and is a predicted model, not a curated record. Bases 1 to 1197 code for a protein of 398 amino acids. The transcript is spliced from 9 exons.